Aureobasidium pullulans EXF-150 is the source of this 219-nucleotide messenger RNA. RefSeq lists its product as uncharacterized. The record is from RefSeq and is a predicted model, not a curated record. The transcript has a single exon. The annotation marks the transcript as partial. Gene Ontology annotation, molecular function: protein binding. Lineage: Eukaryota; Fungi; Ascomycota; Dothideomycetes; Dothideales; Saccotheciaceae.
AUUAUGGAUCUACCACCCGAAGUCCUCGUCGAGAUCUUCAACUUGAUCGACAACAAAGACCUUCCCAACGUGCGCCUCACAUGCAAGAAGCUGUGUGAAGCUGCCAACAGACCUUUCGGAUUCGCCAAUUUCACCGAAAGAGCCCACGUGGUCUCUCCCUACAGCAUCAAUGCGCUUGUUGACAUCACGGAGCAUCCUAUCUUUGGAAGCUAUGUCAAG